Messenger RNA from Daucus carota subsp. sativus, 2299 nucleotides. RefSeq names its product NEDD8-specific protease 1-like. The transcript is spliced from 7 exons. Lineage: Eukaryota; Viridiplantae; Streptophyta; Magnoliopsida; Apiales; Apiaceae. The coding region runs from base 257 to 1057 and encodes 266 amino acids. Gene Ontology annotation, biological process: protein deneddylation; proteolysis. Gene Ontology annotation, molecular function: cysteine-type peptidase activity; deNEDDylase activity. The record is from RefSeq and is a predicted model, not a curated record.
CUGCUUGCGGUGUAUAUAUAUAUAGGCCUCCCUCCAGUUAAGGAGCCCCCGCCCUCAAUUAGAGUCCGAGCCCCCAAUCAAAGAAUCUCUUGCUCUCGCUCUCCGUCUUCAGCAAGCUACUCGUUCUCUCAAAUUCAGGCCUCCCUCUCGUUAAGGAGCUCCCGCCCCCAAUUAGAGUCCCAGCCCCCAAUUAGAGAAUCUCUCGCUCUCACUCUCCUCCGUCUUCAGCAAGCUACUCGUUCUCUCAAAUUCAGACAUGGGAGAUAAAAUGGUAUCCAACUGCAAAGAUAUUGUUUUAAGAAAUUCAGAUAUUGACACUCUAAAAGGACCAUGCUUUCUCAGUGACCAGAUCAUUGCAUUCUACUUCACUUAUUUGUCUUGUUCCUUCAACACCAAAACUGAUAUGCUGUUAGUACCACCUUCCAUUUCUCUGUGGAUUGCUAAUUGUGAGGAUACCACUUGUGUUGAAGACUAUGUUCGGUCUUGUGAGAUGUCGAGCAAGAGGCUUGUCCUUUUUGUCGUAAAUGACAAUGAGGAUUUUGGCGGGGGAGACGGUGGAAACCAUUGGAGCAUCCUUGUGUAUGAUAGGACGAAGAAUCUAUUUCUUCAUUUUGAUAGCAUGAUGGGAGUGAAUACUCCUUAUGCUGUGAAGCUUUACGAUGCUCUCAAGGAAUUCAUGGGGCCAGGUGGCGAAUCUUCAAUCCCACAUACUUCAUCUUCGCUGACAAAACAACAGAGGAAAAAGAAGAAAAGCGGGCCAUCUGUUCAAAGAGGGUCAAAACCCACCCAGCCACCUGUAACCAGAGAAUCAGAAGCCACUGUAGUUUCUGGUUUGCCCAUGUUUGCCGAAUGCGAGACGACCCCUCAACAACAAAAUGGAUAUGAUUGUGGUCUGUAUGUGCUAGCUAUUGCUAGGGCUAUCUGUCAGUGGUGUUCCGAGGAACAUAAGAGGACUGACAUGAUUUCAACAAUAGAGAAGAACGUUGAUUCUUCUGUGGAGAUGAAAAUGCGAAGUCAGGUGUUGGAGAUCAUACGCGAGAUGGCUGCGGAUAAUUGAGAGGUUCAUAAAGAUAUAUGGGAAUCAUAUAAUAGUGGGACUGGACAUAGGAGGACAGAACACAGUGGUGGUAAAGCAAGAUAAAUCAUCAAACUUGGAGGCAUCAGAACUUAAAAAGAAUUUUUUAUGAACUUGGAGAUCAGUUGUUUAAUGGGACUUGCACCUUCACUCCCAAAGAUCGAAAGCACAAGGCUCCACCAGUUUUUACUGUUUUUGAUCAUGAGUCUCCGUUUCUAGAUAACUUAUCAGCAGUCAAGUCAAAGAAUGGAAGCCGGAUUCUCCUAAUUUGUUACAUCAGUGUACAAGAGGACCACAACUUGAGCAAUCCUUCUGGAUUAUGAUGGUAAUUUGGUGCCUCACUCUGCAAUUGAUAAGAGCCCAACCCCCAAAACCAUAGAAGUCUUGAACAAUUUGUGCAGGGAUAAGAAGAACAUGGUUUUUAUCGUUAGUGCAAGAGGCCGAAACACUCUAGGCCAGUGGUUUUCUGCUUGUGAGAACUUGGGAAUUGGAGCUGAACAUGGUUUUUUCUUAAGACUGAACAACAAUGCCGAAUGGGAAACAUGCGCACCAGUUGUUGAUUGUAGUUGGAAGCAGAUUGCAGAACCUGUCAUGAAGCUGUACACCGGACAACUGAUGGAUCAACAAUUGAAGACAAGGAAACUUCUACAGUCUGGUGUUAUGAAGAUGACAAUCCUGAUUUUGGUUCUUUUCAAGCAAAAGAACUUCUUGAUCAUCUUGAGAGUGUGCAAGCCAAUGAACCAGUUACAGUUAAGAGCGGGCAGAAUAUUGUGGAGGUUAAACCACAGUGUGUAAGCAAGGGGCUUGUUGCAAAACGCCUACUUUCCACAAUGCAAGAGAGAGGAAUGAUACCAGAUUUUGUCCUGUGCAUAGGAGAUGGUCGAUCAGACGAAGACAUGUUUGAGUUUAUUUCCAGUUCCAUUGCAAGUCAAACUAUAGCUUCAAAUGUCGAAGUUUUUGAAUGCACAGUCGGUAAAAAACCUAGUAAAGCCAAGUACUAUCUUGACGAUGCUGUGGAAAUUGUUAGGUUGAUGCAGGGAUGAGCCUCAGUUUCAGAACAAGCUGUGCUUGAGUAAGCUUUAAAAAUUUAACAAGUGAGUAUGACUUUGAUUUUAGGCUAUGUAUGCUUCUGGUAUGAUGCUGUUUUAGUUCUGAUAACAGUAGCUGAUGCUUUUUGCCUGUUUGUGAGUAGGUACAUAACUUUUUUCAUACAUCUUUUAACCA